AUGACAAAAAACACGGGCAGGGGCGUGGCCUUAUCAAAAGUUUAUGAAGGGGCGGUCCAAUCGGCGAUGCUUUGUGGCGCGCCGAUAUGGGGAGAAGGGUGUAAAGUCAAACAGGGCAGGUCUCUGUUGAGCGCGCAACGUAUCCUAGCGGUUAAAGCGGCGGCGGCCUAUCGUACCGUUUCAACUGAUGCUGCUGUUGUGUUGGGUAGAAUUCUGCCGUUUGAUUUGUUGUUGCAGGAGACGGCGAAAAGGUACCGCCUUCUCGCUAGCCGACCACGUGACAAUGAAAUCAAUGACGUACAACUUGGAAACCGGCAAAUCGAACGACGGUUCAUCAUGGAGGACAGGACUCAUCCGGCGGACCUGGACAAUUUCCGAUUCCACAACUGGGUUCGGGACGCCUUUGAGAUCGUGUACUAUACCGACGGUUCAAGACAGGAAGACGGGCGCUACCACGGCGAGACGGAGCUGCAUCGAGUGAAAUUCACACUCGCGGACAAUAGUUCUAUUUUCCAGUGCGAAUUAGUCGCACUUCGGCAAGCACUAACACAUCUACAGGGGCAAAUCGGGAUCAUCACGGAGUGUUCCAUCGUAACGGACAGCCUGUCUGUUUUGUCCGCCCUUCGCAAUAUGAAGCAACCAACCGCACUACAACACGAGACGUGGGAACUUGCAGUCAGCCUGGCGACGCAAGUUAACCUGCGUUUCCACUGA
This is a messenger RNA of Agrilus planipennis (emerald ash borer), 714 nucleotides long. RefSeq lists its product as uncharacterized. Lineage: Eukaryota; Metazoa; Arthropoda; Insecta; Coleoptera; Buprestidae. Bases 1 to 714 code for a protein of 237 amino acids. Gene Ontology annotation, molecular function: nucleic acid binding. The transcript has 2 exons. The record is from RefSeq and is a predicted model, not a curated record.